AUACUUGCAUGGUUAGGGUGGUUAGUUUGGGACAGACAAACAGACAGACUGUUAUUCCUUCCUCAUCACCCUUGACCCUCUGCCUGUGCCUUGUGGUGGGACUCUCUUUUUCAGUUUUUCUUUUCUAUCAACAAAUUUUAACGCGUAUUGGUUGGCUUGGUUGGUUUCUUUAUUUUCAAACGUUACCUCUUCAACCCAUCAAAACAAUAAUACAAUACCACCUUUUUUGAGUUUGAAUCCAACCUUUCUUUGCCUCUAUUGCAUCCUCCUCCUCUUUUCUCUCUUUGCCUCUUUCAAUCCUUGCACAACUCUCUUUCUUUCCUUGAAGAAUAUAACAAGGAGUCUUUGAAAUUUUUGCUUCAUCCUUGAUCAUUGAUGGCAGAGGAAAUUAUUGUUUACCAGGUGGAGUCUGAGAAAAUUGAGGCUGAAGAUGAUGAUAAGAAAAAAAAUCCUACUAUAAACCAGGUGGAGUAUGAAAAAAUUAUCGUUAACCAGGCAGAGACGGAGCCUGAGAAAAUUGAGGCUGAAAAUGAUGAGAAGAAAGCAAAUCCUACAGUUAACCAGGUGGAGUCGGAGAAAAUUACUGUUAACCAGGUAGAGCCUGAGAAAAUUGAGGCUGAAGAUGAUGAUGAUGAUGACGACGACGAUGGUAAGAAAGCAAAUCCUACAGUUAACCUGGUGGAGUCUGAAAAAAUUACUGGUAACCAGAUAGAGCCUGAGAAAAUUGAGGCCGAAGAAGAUGAUGAUAAGAAAGCAACGCCUACUCUUAACCAGGUGGAGUCUGAGAAAAUUAUUGUUCACCAGGUAGAGACUGAGAAAAUUGAGGCUGAAGAUGAUGAUGAUAAGAAAACAAAUCCUACUGAUAACCAGGUGGAGCCUGAGAAAAUUGAGGCUGAAUAUGAUGAUAAGAAAGCAAAUCCUAACGAGGGAAUAACUAUCACAAAAGGUCCGGCUAAGAUUCUUUCACGUUAUCUUCGUGAUCGUGCGAGUUCCUGCCAUGAUUUAUGCAAAUAUGGUAUUCAGCAUGCCACUGAAACAAAACCAUGGAGUACAUCACAGAAAAGGAGGGAAAGGAAAACCAAUGUUUCAGGAGAAAUUGUAAUUUCGUUGGAAGGGACAAAGAAAUCAAGAAGAAGUUCAAAUGCUUCUCCUCUAGCUUCAAAACAUGCAGAUCCCAACUAUAUUGUUGACAUCAAGGAAGUAACAAAUGAAAAAACACCCUUUGAAGAAACAAAUGUGUCCAUGGAACACAGUAACAGUGACAUAGUCCAAGCAAGUUCUAAACCAUAUUCUCUCCAUGUGAAGAAACGUUCCAAAAGUCAAACAGAAGGGGAUUUGGUGAAAAACAAAUGUGCCUUUGGUUCAAGCAGCAUAAAAGAAACUGCAAGUGGAAGCAAACAGAAAAUAACAUCUUCCAGUGGAGGUAAGGAUAAAUCAUUAUCAUCAAGUUCUGGAAGCAAACAGAAAAUAACAUCUUGCAAUGGAGGCAAGGAUAAAUCAUUAUCAUCAAGUUCUGGAAGCAAACAGAAAAUAACAUCUUCCAGUGGAGGCAAGGGUAAAUCAUUAUCAUCAAUUUCUUUCUUGUCUUCAAAAAACAACAUCAAGAGUCCUUCAAGCUUAAGUGAUAAUGCCAAAAAAUUGAAAAGAGUGUCUUCUCCGAAAAAUCAUGAGAAUGCUGAAGUCAAACCUAAACUGGCCAGCAAUGACAAUUUACCAGAGAAAAUUUUGCAUGUCAUUGAUUCUAUCUCAGAAAAUUCAUCUGAGGAACCUACUCCUGCUUGUAAUGCAACUAAGCCACCUUCACCUUCACCAUCAAAAGACAAAAUCUUGAAGAGUAUUAGUAAGAAAACGGGCAAGUCUGAGAUGUCUGCAUCUUCAAGGAAGGGCCUUAAACACGUUGGACAUGGAACUGUAUCUGGAACACUCUCACAUCAAUCCUCAAUGAACAGAUUCAGGACAAAUAUACAGCAUAAAGCGCGUACUGUUUCACGACCAUCAUCAACGUUAUCAUUUGAUUCCUCAUCUAACUCUUCUGUCAGAAAACAAAAUGGUACUACUUCUAGGCCCAACAAGACAGGACGUAAACAAGGUGAAAAUGUGAGGGUAGGGUACAAAAUCAGGCCAAAGAUGAGCGCAAUAGUUGGGGCAGCAAAUAAAGUUAUUCCAUCUAGGAAGUUAACUUUUAGGAGAGGAAAGGUUAUUGAAAUUCAGCCGCAAAGCAACAACAUUCCAAGGAGACUCAAAUUCAAGCCGGUACGCCUGCUUGAUGAUGAGGUCAGGAAAGAUGUAAAUGGAACAAGAAAAAGGAUCAUUUCCAAUAAAGAAGUUGACGGUGGUGAGGUAAAUGCUGCAAAUAUAAAAACUGAGAAAGUUGAUCUCAAACCUCAAACUAUGGAAAGAGGUAAAAACAGAAGUUUUGUGAGAAAGGUUGGUGGUGUAGAUAGAAGCAAGGUUUAUGGUUCAAGAUCAGGAUCUGAGAAAGUUGUUCUGAGGCAUCAAAAUGUUGAAGGGAAGAAACAAAAUCCAGGUUUGUAUAACAAUGUCAUUGAAGAGACUGCAAGCAAACUUGCUCAACUAAGGAAGAGCAAGGUCAAGGCUCUGGUUGGUGCAUUUGAGACUGUGAUAUCUCUUGAUUCUCCUAGAGAGGCCACAACUUCACAAGUGAGCACAGUUUGUUGAGUGUUACUGAUCACUAGUGUCAACCCUGUAUAUUUGUGUUAUUGUAUAUAAUGAUAAUUGUGGAUGGGACAAAAUGGAAGAACUGAAGUGGUUCUGAAAGUGACUUUGGUCCUCUAGUCUAGGCUUUGACGUUUCUGAAAAUGCGUCUAUUUGUGGCUUGGAUUUAUUAAGCGUGGAUUCUUAAUGUCGUUGUUUCAUUUGUUUUUAAAUGUUUCCUUUUGUGUCGUAGAGAUUUGGUGAAUGAGAUGAUUUCACUGGAAUGUACUAUUAUUAGUCUUUACAGAUAUAGAGUUUUUCCUUAAAUUGUGUGGAUA
This is a messenger RNA of Medicago truncatula (barrel medic), 2993 nucleotides long. RefSeq names its product AT-rich interactive domain-containing protein 4B. The transcript is spliced from 2 exons. Bases 376 to 2679 code for a protein of 767 amino acids. The record is from RefSeq and is a predicted model, not a curated record. Lineage: Eukaryota; Viridiplantae; Streptophyta; Magnoliopsida; Fabales; Fabaceae. Gene Ontology annotation, molecular function: calmodulin binding.